AUGCAGCAAAGUGUCCUCCUACGCCAUGUAGUCGGCAGCUUCUCGACGGCUGUGACCGUCUCGAAACUCCCUCUUCGCUCCGCAGCGACCCGCACCGCUGCUGGACGCGCACCACCACCACCACCAUCACGACAAGCUGCGAAGACCGCGCCGGCCGCUCGGACUGGCAUUCCCUUCACGUAUGCACUAGUAUCAGGUGCGUWCGCCGCAGCUCUUGUGUUCUACUCCGGCGCGCUGGUCGUCGCCGCCUUGAAACCCAGCACAAAUCCUUCUGUGGCCAUACUGGAUCAGCAGAAAGAUGUGUCAGGCGUCUAUGACACCACGGCAGGUGACUUUGAUGGCGAAGUGGGUUUCUCUGAAAUGCUCAUGGGCGUCAACCGCAUGCGAAAGUCUCUCGCUCAGCAAUGCACUGGCCAUGUGCUUGAAGUGAGCUGCGGGACGGGCAGGAACCUGAGUUACUACGACAUCUGGAAGAAAGGUCAAGUCGACAGCCUCACUUUUGUGGACCUAAGUCCGCAGAUGGUGGAUGUCUGCAAGAAGAAGUGGGACAUUCUCAUGCGAAAGAAACAGAACAAGCUCAAUCCGAACCUGGUUGUGCGCUUCCUGCCCGCUUCGGCUCUGGGGACAAUGCCUCUGGCUCCUACUUCUCCCACCCCAAAAAAGUACGAUACAGUCAUACAGACAAUGGGUCUCUGUAGUACGCCCUCUCCUGUCGAGCUUCUCGAGAACAUGGUUCAGUAUCUUGACACCGACAACCCGGACUCUCGUAUCCUCCUUUUGGAGCAUGGACGGAGCUAUAGAGCCUGGCUCAACAACAUCUUGGACAACUCUGCUGAGAAGCACGCCGAGAUCCAUGGAUGCUGGUUCAACAGGGACAUUGGUGCUCUGGUUGAGGAUGCUGCCCGACGAACGGGCCUGGAAGUCGUAACAGAAAGACGCUUCCACUUGGGAACCACUUGGGUGUUUGAACUUAAGCCUAAAGUUAAACCCUCCUCGCCCAGUGAAGUCGCUAGUGAACCUGAGCUUGAAGAGCAAAAGAAGUCGUGGCUCCCUUGGAAGUAA
Messenger RNA from Ramularia collo-cygni, 1062 nucleotides. RefSeq names its product related to ubiquinone/menaquinone biosynthesis-related protein. Lineage: Eukaryota; Fungi; Ascomycota; Dothideomycetes; Mycosphaerellales; Mycosphaerellaceae. The coding region runs from base 1 to 1062 and encodes 353 amino acids. The transcript has a single exon. The record is from RefSeq and is a predicted model, not a curated record.